UAUUAAUUUUCGCACCCAUUAUGAUGGCUUUGAUCGAAGUUUGUGGAUCGAUAUAUAGGCGAAACGUCCUGAGUUAUAAAAAUCUCUACGGCUUUACAGAGGACAGCAGCUCCGUGAGAGAAACCUUGUCAUCAUUGGCUAACGGGGCACUGAAAUAUUUGUACGAAAACAAAGAUUUUAUUGACAAUAAAUUGAAAGAUAGCACACCGGAGCUUAAUCAAGAGUAUGAUUUUAUAAUUGUUGGCGGUGGCACGGCGGGUGCUACGGUAGCCUCAAGACUCAGUGAGAUAAAAGACGUGACGGUACUGCUCAUUGAAGCCGGUCCAAGUGAAAAUAUUUUUAUGGACAUGCCGUUACUAGCUCAUUAUCUUCAAUUCAGCAACGAUCUCAAUUGGAAGUUCCAUACUGAACGAUCCAAUUCCUAUUGUCGAGGGAUGAAAAAUCAACGGUGCAGCUGGCCGAAGGGUAAAGUUAUGGGGGGAAGCAGUGCUUUAAAUUAUAUGAUAGCGACGAGAGGAAUCGCUUUGGAUUACGACAGAUGGGCUGCCAUGGGCAAUGACGGAUGGUCGUCCGAAGAAUUAUUAAAGUAUUUUAAGAAGCUUGAGAAUAUUGAAAUCAAGAAUUUAAAGUACGAUAGGAUGAUGCACAGUACAAAAGGUCCAGUUCACAUAAAUUAUCCGCCUUACCAUACGCCAUUAGCAGAAAGUUUUUUAGAAGCUGGACUUGAAAUGAGAUAUCCAAUCAUAGAUUAUAAUGCUAAUCAAGAUAUUGGCUUUUCGUACAUCCAGUGUACGAUGAUAAACGGAACAAGGAUGAGCACCAACAGAGCAUACCUGAAUCCCGCAAGUAAAAGAAAAAAUCUGUUUUUAUCAAGGCUUAGUCACGUCAAUAAGGUGCUUAUAAAUUCGUUAACUAAACGUGCUUAUGGCGUAGAUUUUACAAAACUUGGCGUAAACUACCGGGUGAGAGCAAGAAAAGAAAUUAUUCUCUGUGCUGGUGCAAUUGGCUCGGCUCAAAUCUUAAUGCUGUCGGGUGUUGGUCCAGUUAAACAUUUAAAUGAAAUGAACAUUCAAAUGAUUCAUGAUUCACCAAUUGGCGAGAAUUUAAUGGAUCAUGUUGCGUACGGCGGUUUGAUUUUUUUAGUCGAUCAACCAAUUAGUAUUGCCAUCAAUGAUACGACAAAUCCUUUAAAGCCUUAUUUAAAGGACUUCUUUAAUAGACGGAUAGGGCCUUAUACAGUUCCAGGUGGGUACGAAGCACUAGCUUUUGUCAAUUUUGGCAAUCAUAGGACUUUAGACGGAUUUCCAGACGUUGAAUUACUUUUUAUCGGUACGUCCAUUAUUUCCGAUUACUCUCUUCGUAAUAUCUUAAAUAUAUCGGACGAAUAUUGGAAUAAGAUAUUUUCUAAAAUUGCUGGCCAUCAUUCAUGGACAAUUCUUCCAAUAUUAAUGCAUCCAAAUAGUAAGGGCAAGGUUUUACUACGAAAUAAAGAUCCAAAAUCGAAACCAAAAAUAUUUGCGAAUUAUUUCGAAGACCCGGAAGAUGUCAAAAUUAUGAUAAAAGGAAUACGGACGGCCAUUGAAAUAAGCAAAACAAGGGCAAUGCUACGAUUCAAUUCAAAGAUUUAUAAUUUCGCUGUACCAGGAUGUGAACAUUACGAAUAUGAUUCGAAUAAAUAUUGGGAAUGUGCUUUAAGAACAUUUACUUUUACAAUGUACGAUUAUUCGGGAACUUGUAAAAUGGGAGCGGAUAAUGAUGCGACGGGUGUUGUUAAUCCAAAAUUACAAGUCAAAGGUAUAAGAAGAUUACGAGUUGCUGAUGCAUCAAUAAUGCCGAAAAUUAUCACUGGACAUACCAAUAUUCCAGUAAUUAUGAUUGGGGAGAAAGUUGCGGAUAUGAUAAAAGAUGAUUGGGGCUACGAUAAAAAAUGCCCAUUAUAAGUUAGCAUACAUAAUAUAUAUGUUGAAAAAACUUUUA
Ceratosolen solmsi marchali is the source of this 1977-nucleotide messenger RNA. RefSeq names its product glucose dehydrogenase [FAD, quinone]-like. NCBI's taxonomy places the organism in Eukaryota, Metazoa, Arthropoda, Insecta, Hymenoptera, Agaonidae. Bases 21 to 1940 code for a protein of 639 amino acids. Gene Ontology annotation, molecular function: flavin adenine dinucleotide binding; oxidoreductase activity, acting on CH-OH group of donors. The transcript is spliced from 2 exons. The record is from RefSeq and is a predicted model, not a curated record.